Molecule: messenger RNA, 480 nt
Organism: Nicotiana tabacum (common tobacco)
Lineage: Eukaryota; Viridiplantae; Streptophyta; Magnoliopsida; Solanales; Solanaceae
Source: RefSeq, a predicted model, not a curated record
AUGAGAAUUUCUCUAUUAGGAAGGAAUAAACUAGGACUUGUGGAUGGCUCUUGUAAAAAAGAGGAUUUUCCUAAAGCUGUGGGAAAUCAUUGGGAAAGGGUUAAUGCCAUAGUUCUUUCUUGGAUAAUGAGUUCAGUUGCUAAAGGACUUCUAGGAGGUAUUAUGUAUGCUACUAAUACCCAGGCUGUUUGGGAAGAAUUACUGCAUCUGCAGAAACUGAAGUUGUUUCAAUUCUUAAUGGGGCUUAAUGACUCAUAUGCCCAGGCAAGAAGACAAAUCUUGCUCAUGAGCCUAAUGUCAUCUGUAAACCAAGCCUACUCUAUGGUUAUAAGUGAUGAAAGCCAAAAAUUAGUCAAAAAUGUGGCUGGUAUCCUCGGUGUUAAUCCUGCAGUAAUGCCAGGAAACUAUGAAGCUACUAUGUUCACCAGAAAUGGUGGUGGAAAUCAGAACCACAAGUUCAAAAAGAACUAUAAUUUGUAG